AAUUCUGGAGUAUCAGUUGAUCAAGUACAUCAAACAAAAUGUUCAAAUUGUGUGUUUUUGCCGCCAUCCUUGCUUUCGCCGUUGCAGCCCCAGCACCUGAAGCUAAGGCUGAUCCAAAACCAGCGGCUGACCCCAGUUUGUUAGCUGCUGCCUAUACUGCCCCACUCGUAGCUGCUCCUGUUGCUUAUACUUCUGCCUAUACUGCACCUUUGGCCUACUCUAGUUACAUCGCUCCAUCUGUGUAUGCUGCUGGAUACCCUGCUUUCUCGCCUUACACUGCACCUUACGUGGUUGUGUAAGAUGCUUCGUUGUAAUUUCUGAUGAUUUGUUUCAAUAAAUUUUUUUUCCCGUUUCA
Leptinotarsa decemlineata (Colorado potato beetle) is the source of this 355-nucleotide messenger RNA. RefSeq lists its product as uncharacterized. NCBI's taxonomy places the organism in Eukaryota, Metazoa, Arthropoda, Insecta, Coleoptera, Chrysomelidae. The record is from RefSeq and is a predicted model, not a curated record.